Messenger RNA from Malassezia vespertilionis, 939 nucleotides. RefSeq lists its product as uncharacterized. NCBI's taxonomy places the organism in Eukaryota, Fungi, Basidiomycota, Malasseziomycetes, Malasseziales, Malasseziaceae. The record is from RefSeq and is a predicted model, not a curated record. The transcript has a single exon. Bases 1 to 939 code for a protein of 312 amino acids.
AUGAGCAGCGAUGCGGGCAACGCAGAAGCGACGCCAGCCAAAGGCGUGCGCAACCUUCGCGCGAUGUUUGAAAAGAAUGUGGAAUCAGAGAGCUCUCAUGUAGCUACGCCCGUGCGAAAAGCAAGUGCAGAUAGCAACAAAACCACAGACGCUACUGUUGAUGUAGCGUCCCUAAAAGAAGCACUUGCAGAAGCUCAGGAGCGGACCAGCGAAAAUAUGACAUUGUCGGACAAAGGUGCUAAAGGUGUGCCAACACCAACAAGCGACCCUACCGCACCGAAGCCUAAGCCUUCGAUUACGCCAAAACCGAAACCGCGCACAGGCCCGAAACCAGUCAAAAGCGCUUCAGUUUGCUCAGAAACGACCAGCAAGCCGGCCAAUCUUGCUAGCUUGGAUGCGUCAGCAAAAGGUGCAAAUACCACGCUAGAACCUACGGAUGACGUCCCGAGCGACGACAGGCCGAAGCCUACUCUCGCGCGCGCCAAGCCCAUCGUUCCGAAACGCACCGCGAACGCGCAGCCCCCCGAGAUUCUGGAAACAGUUCCUCUUAGCGCAGAAGCGCUAGUCGACACUGAUGUGCCUGUCGAGUUAGCUGCUGGUGAAACACCUGCCCCACUCGCCAUACCAACACCUAUCUCACGAUACGAAGCAUGUUUUGAAUCUUUAUCGAUUCCUGUGGAUGGUAACGUUGUUGUACCAGCGGAAACCGUUGGAAUUGUAUGGAAACGUGCGAAGCUGCCGAAUACAACCCUCGCCGAGAUAUGGCGCACGGUCGCCGGUGAAAAUCCCGACACUCCGGGACUAAAUCGCGAGCAGUUUACAGCGGGACUUGGUAUUAUUGACGCUAAGCUUCGUCUCGCGCAGUUGUCAACUGCCGGCGCAGACGCGCGCACAAUGCCGCCGCAGCUUCCCCUCCGACCCCGUCAUAGCCUUGCGUAG